AUGGGCAUCAACAUCCUCGUGCUCACGUUCGAGUACGACGCCUUCACCUUCAGCGGCAACGGCGUCUACGCCCAGUCGCUCGUGCGGGGCCUCGAGAUGGUGGAGGGCGUGAGCGUGGACGUCGUCUGCGGCGGCCCCUUCGGCGCCGAGAACUGCCAGCCGCCGAGCAAGGCGGCCGUCGUCGUGAACCUGCCGCGCUGGGGCCACCUCGACGCGAGCUGCUGCUUCCGCGAGUUCGCGGCCCAGGUGAACGCGCGCCUCGACGAGUACUACGAGAGCCGCGCGUGGCCGGACCUCGUGCUCGGCGUCGACUGGCACGUGCUCCAGGUCUACGAGCACCUCUCGCGGAAGAAGCCCCUGCCCAUGGUCUACCUCAACUUCCGCGUCUUCUCGCGGUCCGGCCCGCCGGGCGCGUCGCAACACGGCGCGGCCUUCUUCAAGGCCCAGGAGUUCGCGAUGAUGGACCGGUCCUGGCUCACGCUCGCCCUCAGCGAGACCGACGCGGCCUGCCUCCGCGAGCUCCACCCGAACGCCGAGGUCCGCGUGCUCCUGCCGCCGAUCCGCGCGGACGUCAUGGCGCGCGCGCAGCGGCCGCUGAGGAAGGCGGACGUGCCCGAGCGGCACCUCAUCACGUGCUGCGUGCGCCUGAGCGACGAGAAGGAGCCGGAGCGCUUCGUGCGGCUCGUGGAGAACCUGGCGGAGCGCAAGGCCUUCGACGGCGUCUUCGGCUACAAGGUCGGCCUGCGGCCCGUGCUCGUCACGGGCCGCUGCGACGUGGACACGCCCCUCGUGCGCCGCUUCCUCGACGCCCACCCGGAGACGGACGUCUACGCGUUCCUCGACGCCGAGGGCCUCGAGGAGCUCUACCGCAAGUCGCUCCUCCACGUGCACCCGCCGGCCUACGACCCGUUCGGCAUGGCCGUCGCCGAGGCCGCGGCCUUUGGGGCGCCCACGGUCUUCCUCAAGGGCGCCGACGUCGGCGCGAAGACGAUCCUGCAACGGGGCGACACGCCGGAGCUCGACCCGCGCACGGGCAAGGAGCUCUUCGACCAGGACGCGUUCUUCGAGUUCGACCUCGACGACGACCACGCGGGCUACGUCGCGCCCGAGGACCGGCCGACGACGGCGGACCUCGAGCAGCUCGACGAGUUCGACCGGCGGCGCUGGAUCCACAAGCACGAGGACGCGGUCACGGAGCUCCUGCGCCUCGUCCGCGACGAGUCGCGGCUCCGCGACGUCGGCCGCCUCGCGAAGAAGCGCGCGCUGCCCUGGACGGAGAAGGCCCACGGCGCGCGGCUCAUGGACUUCCUCGUGCCCAUCCUCUCCGAGGCCCAGGAGGCGAAGCGCCAGCUCCAGGUCAAGGAGGAGCGCGUCCGGCCCAAGGGCGGCCGCGUGCGCCUCCAGAACUUCCGCCGGCCCGAGCCCGCGCCCAUCAAGAAGUGCUGGGUCUAA
This is a messenger RNA of Aureococcus anophagefferens, 1452 nucleotides long. RefSeq lists its product as hypothetical. Bases 1 to 1452 code for a protein of 483 amino acids. The record is from RefSeq and is a predicted model, not a curated record. The transcript has a single exon. Lineage: Eukaryota; Pelagophyceae; Pelagomonadales; Pelagomonadaceae. Gene Ontology annotation, molecular function: glycosyltransferase activity.